AUGGCGAAUGGUAAUGAGUGCAGUAUUAAAGUUAUAUGUCGUGUGCGUCCACUCAAUGAAUCAGAAGAAAGGGCAGGGAGCAAAUUUGUCCUGAAGUUUCCUACAGAUGAUUCAGUAACAGUUGGGGGAAAGUUAUUUGUAUUUGACAAGAUAAUAAAGCCAAAUGUCUCCCAGGAAUAUGUGUACGAAGUCACAGCUAAGCCUAUUGUUGCAG
Molecule: messenger RNA, 214 nt
Organism: Candidula unifasciata
Lineage: Eukaryota; Metazoa; Mollusca; Gastropoda; Stylommatophora; Geomitridae
Source: the annotation of a GenBank genome assembly